This is a messenger RNA of Arabidopsis thaliana (thale cress), 1638 nucleotides long. RefSeq names its product thiamin pyrophosphokinase1 (gene TPK1). The coding region runs from base 487 to 1080 and encodes 197 amino acids. The transcript is spliced from 5 exons. NCBI's taxonomy places the organism in Eukaryota, Viridiplantae, Streptophyta, Magnoliopsida, Brassicales, Brassicaceae. Gene Ontology annotation, biological process: thiamine diphosphate biosynthetic process; thiamine metabolic process. Gene Ontology annotation, cellular component: cytosol. The record is from RefSeq and is marked reviewed. Gene Ontology annotation, molecular function: ATP binding; thiamine diphosphokinase activity; thiamine binding.
AUAACAACAAAAUUAUCAGAAACACAAUUCCUUCUUCUUCUUCUUCUUCUUCUUGUCUCCGAUGUCAGCCAUGGAUGUUAUGAUUCACUCUUCAAGCUUUCUCCUCCCUUGCGACGAAACUAGUACAGGGACGAGAUACGCUCUCGUUGUUCUGAACCAGAGUUUGCCACGAUUCACUCCUCUUCUCUGGGAACAUGAGCAGCAAAACUUCGUCUCUGUGCUGAUGGAGGCGCUAAUCGCAUCUACGACGAAUUGCCUCUCUUCUUCCCUAAUGAAGACGCUUUGGCCAUUCGAAACAGGUCCAACUUUCUGAAGCUGUAUCUCUCGCUCUCUUACUCUUUCUUCGGAUUUGAAGAUUAUUAUUCAAAUUUAGUGAUGGUUUAUUGGAAUAAUUAGUCUAAAUUUGAGCUGGAGAUAUUUUUUUUGUAUGAGUUCAUAGAUUCACCUUCUUCUUAUCUUUAUGUAUAUUACAUAGAGAAAGAUUUCAUGAAGAAGAACUUGUAUUUUAGGUAUAAGCCGGAUGUUAUCAAAGGAGAUAUGGAUUCUAUACGUCGUGACGUCCUCGACUUUUAUAUAAACUUGGGAACUAAGGUUAUAGAUGAAUCUCAUGAUCAAGACACCACAGAUCUUGAUAAAUGCAUUUUGUAUAUCCGUCACUCUACUUUGAAUCAAGAGACUUCCGGACUCCAGAUUCUUGCCACUGGAGCACUUGGAGGAAGAUUUGAUCAUGAAGCCGGUAAUCUCAACGUCUUAUAUCGAUAUCCAGAUACAAGGAUAGUCCUUUUAUCUGACGAUUGCCUCAUCCAACUCCUUCCAAAGACUCAUCGACAUGAAAUACAUAUUCAGUCUUCUCUAGAAGGGCCUCACUGUGGACUCAUACCCAUUGGAACUCCAUCUGCUAAAACCACAACCUCAGGGCUUCAAUGGGAUCUCAGCAACACUGAGAUGAGAUUUGGUGGGUUGAUAAGUACAUCCAACUUGGUUAAAGAAGAGAAAAUCACAGUCGAAUCGGAUUCGGAUCUUCUCUGGACUAUAUCCAUCAAGAAAACAGGACUUUCCAUACAAGACCAUACACCUUAGGCCCGGUAACAAAACACACUUUAGUAUAUUAUACGCUACUAUGAUGUUCCUGAUGCAACGAACUAGUUCAACAUUAUUGUGUUGAUUUGUUGUUCACUGUACUAGCUAAUAAUACUUGUACCAUUACUGUCGUUAUACAUUAAGAUGCUUUUUUCUUUGGUUCUGUCAUUGUUUAUGUGGGGCUUUGUUGAUUUGUCGUACUCAAAAUUGUGACUGGAUGUUGGUUAGAUAUUGGAAUCUACUUGUGCGGUAUAUGAGAAAAGACAAAAUUCAAAAGGUGAAUGACUACGAUUGAGCAUAUGUCAUCAACCAUAGUUCAGACAUUAGGCACCAUGCUUGACACGGUUGUUGUCUAGGGAUGGAGCUCUUGUCAUCGUCUCUGCUUCAAAUGAAACUUGCUAUUUGUUCUUUUAAAUCACUCUUCUUUAUGUUGGAUGAGCUCUUUAGAUCUAAUCUCUUUCCAUAUUAUAACAAGACCCAUGGCUUUCCUUAUAUUUUAGUAAUGGUCAACGACCACUGGCACUAAAGAGUGUAUACAUACUAACAUCAAAGAAGACA